CGUCAAUCCGAUCCUGAUCUCCAUCCCAUUCCCCCAUCCUUUGGAGUUGAGCAACCUACUCAUCUCCUUUCUCCGAGUCCAUUUCAUUUCGUCAUGGCUCCUCUUUCGAUUGCCGACAUUGUGUCGGCCCUUCCGGCCGACGACACCUGGGGCCCCGCGACUGCUGGCGACAACAUGCUCGGUGGUGUCCCUUAUGCUCCUUUCUCUAAGGGUGACAAGCUGGGUCGCAUGGCCGACUGGACUGCCGAGUCCAAGGACCGUGAGAGGGCCGGUCGUCAGGCUUACAACCGCAACUACAGAGACCAGCAAGUCUACGGUGCCGGUUCCUCCAGCCUCUUCAACGUCCAGGUCGCCGAGGAUGAGUCCUCUUUCUCCGUUGUCGACAACACUCGUACCUCUGCCAAACGCACCUUUGGCCGUGGUGGUGGUACCGUCUUCCGUGGUCGCGGCCAGCGUGGCGGCGCUCAGCGCGGUGGCCGGGCUGGCUUCCAGCGCGUUGGUGCCGGCCGUGGUGGCCAGGGUGGUGACCGCUACUACGACAACCGGUCCGGUCGCGGCGGCCGUGGCCGUCGCUUCGGAUGGAAGGACUACGACAAGCCCCAGCGCACCCGCGAGCCUUCGGUCAACGUUCGCCCCGAGUGGGGUGUGCUGGAGGAGGUUGACUUCAGCCGUCUGUCCAAGCUGAACCUCGAGACCCCCGAGGGCGAGGACCUCGACACCUACGGUUUCCUCCACUACUACGACCGGUCCUACGAUAAGGCGCCCGUCAAGAACGCCGAGCGCCGCCUGCAGUCGCUCGACCGGGCCGCCUACAACGUCACGACCUCGCAAGAUCCCGUCAUCCAGGAGCUCUCCGACAAGAACGAGGCCACCGUCUUCGCCAGCUCCGACAUCCUGUCCAUGCUCAUGUGCGCCACCCGCAGUGUCUACUCCUGGGACAUUGUCAUCGUGCACCAGGGCAACAAGAUCUACUUCGACAAGCGUGACGGCGCCUCCCUGGACCUGGUGACGGUUAACGAGAACGCCGCCGACGCUCCCCUCGAGGUGACCGACUCCUCCAACAAGCAGGAGGCCAUCAACACCCCCAGCGCCCUGGCCAUGGAAGCCACCUUCAUCAACCACAACUUCGCCCUGCAGACCGUGGCCGAGUCCGAGGACAAGGUGUCCUUCAACAACCCCAACCCCUUCUACAACGCCGCCGAGGAGACCGAGCCCCUCGCCUCCAAGGGCUACAAGUACCGCCGCUUCGACCUGUCGCUGGAGCGCGACGAGGAGCCCCUCAACAUGAUCGUCCGGACCGAGGUCGACGCCGUCAUGAAGAACCCCACCCCCGGCGGCGAGGACCAGCAGCUGGUCGUCAAGGCGCUGAACGAGUUCGACAGCAAGGCGCAGGGCUCCGGCGGCGCGCUCGACUGGCGCAGCAAGCUGUGGUCGCAGCGCGGUGCCGUCGUCGCCACCGAGAUGAAGAACAACAGCUGCAAGCUGGCCCGCUGGACCACCCAGGCCAUCCUGGCGAAGGCUGAUGGCAUGAAGCUCGGUUUCGUGUCGCGUGCCAACGCCCGCUCCGCUGCUGCCCACGUCGUUCUGGGCGUUGUGAACUACAAGCCCCGCGACCUGGCCUCGCAGAUGAACCUGAACCUGGGUAACGGUUGGGGUAUCGUGCGGACGAUCGUCGACCGCAUCCGCGCCCUGGAUGCCGACGAGGACCCCUCCAAGGUCAAGAAGUACGUCCUCAUCAAGGACCCCAACCGCUCCGUCAUCCGUCUGUACAGUGUGCCCGCCAACACUUUCGAGGAGGACGAGGAAGCCGAGGCUCUUGAGGAGGAGAAGGCCGAGGAGGAUGAUGAGUAAACGGUUAGAAAGGGGGUUGUUCUAUGAUGUCGUAAUGUCAUUUGGAAUCUUUUUUACUCGUGUGCAUACGUUCAAAAGUUGCUUAGAAUUGAGCAUGCCUGAUUUUACUAUUAC
Aspergillus steynii IBT 23096 is the source of this 1965-nucleotide messenger RNA. RefSeq names its product eukaryotic translation initiation factor 3 subunit D. Gene Ontology annotation, biological process: translational initiation. Lineage: Eukaryota; Fungi; Ascomycota; Eurotiomycetes; Eurotiales; Aspergillaceae. The coding region runs from base 94 to 1851 and encodes 585 amino acids. The record is from RefSeq and is a predicted model, not a curated record. The transcript is spliced from 2 exons. Gene Ontology annotation, molecular function: translation initiation factor activity. Gene Ontology annotation, cellular component: eukaryotic translation initiation factor 3 complex; cytoplasm.